UUGAUUAUGAACAAUCCACCAACCUCAAGUUUAUUAAGAUGCCAAGGAAAAUUAAAGAGCAUGCUGUUCGGGAUUUACUUGCUUACAGUCCUCUUUAUCGGGUACCAGAGCAAUACCUACUAUAGAAAGAUAAAUAUUACUGUUCCGGUGACAGACCGUAUUACCCUACCACCUCCUUUAUACCCUUAUCUCAUAGAAGAAAGGACAAAAUGUAUGAGAGCUCCUCCAUUUCUGUUGUUACUUAUCCCAUCGCCGCCCCAGGAUUCCUCCGUCAGAGACGCCUUAAGGAAGACCUGGGCCAACGAGAGCUUAGUCGCCGGCAUAUCGACCAUGAGGCUUUUCCUUUUGGGACGUACGUUGGACAAAAGCGCUCAAGAGAAGGUGGAGAGAGAGAGUGAAAUCCACCACGAUAUCGUUCAGCAGGACUUCGUCGACUCCUAUGGCAAUUUGACGCUCAAGACGUUGAUGGGCUUCGAGUGGGUUUAUCGCCUUUGUCCAAACGUCAGCUACGUCAUGAAGGUCGACAGCGACAUGUUCCUCAAUCCUUGGUUCCUGGUACGGCGUAUUUUAGAGCCAGAGAAACCCGUCAAGGUGAGAUUUUUCACAGGGUUGGUGCUGGUGGGAAGCACACCAUUCAGGGACAAACAAAGCAAAUGGUACAUCCCACCUUCGGUCUACCCCAAAAACUAUUACCCGCCAUACUGUUCUGGCACAGGCUACGUGUUCUCUGGAGAUAUAGCAGCAAGCGUAUACAAGAGCAUAAGGACCGUACCAAUAUUCCCAUUAGAGGACGUCUUUGUUGGGAUGUGUUUGGAGGCGAGCGGGAUAAAGAUCUCCAGGACGUCGGGGAAUCUUUUUACAUUAGAGAGGUUAGAUUAUAACAGGUGUAAGUUUGCCAGGAUGGUUACAGUUCACCAUUACAAGCCAAACGACUUACUGAGUCUCUGGCCGGACUUCGUAGAUGCUGUGAAGAGCUGCUCCUGAUCCGCGGAGGUUCUACUCGCAAAGCUUUGUGGCCUCCCGGUAAACGUCGGCAUCUUUUGGUUAAAUAAAAUUUAAAAAAAAGGUUAACUCUUUCGGAAGAAAUGCGUUUGUAAUGGUAGGCUCGUCAUGUACACACUCUACUUAGAAGGCAUUAAAGGAACAGGCU
Molecule: messenger RNA, 1150 nt
Organism: Spea bombifrons (plains spadefoot toad)
Lineage: Eukaryota; Metazoa; Chordata; Amphibia; Anura; Pelobatidae
Product: beta-1,3-galactosyltransferase 5-like
Exons: 1
Coding region: 7-984 (325 amino acids)
Cellular component (GO): membrane
Molecular function (GO): N-acetyl-beta-D-glucosaminide beta-(1,3)-galactosyltransferase activity
Source: RefSeq, a predicted model, not a curated record